Cuscuta campestris is the source of this 1220-nucleotide messenger RNA. Lineage: Eukaryota; Viridiplantae; Streptophyta; Magnoliopsida; Solanales; Convolvulaceae. The record is from the annotation of a GenBank genome assembly.
CGCAAAAUUCUGUAGAUGGCAAACAACAACACAAACAACCUCGCCCUGCGUUCCAUUCUGGAUAAAGAUAAAUUGAACGGAACAAACUUUGUUGACUGGCAACGCAAUCUCUCCAUUGUUCUCCGCAUGGAUGAGAAAGAGUAUGUGCUCGAAAAGCCCAUUCCUCCUGCCCCUCCCGCUAACGCCCCGAAAGCGGUCAAAGAUGCCUACGAGAAACACGUUAAGGAUGAUAACCAGGUUAGCUGUGUCAUGCUGGCAACCAUGAUAACCGAGCUGCAAAAACAGCACGAGGACAUGAAGGCCCACGAGAUGAUCGUGGCCUUGCGGCAGCUAUACCAGGGGCAAUCCAGGCAUGAACGUUUUCUCGUGAGUAAGGCUCUCUUUAGUUGCAAGCUCUCUUCAGGGAACCCGGUCAGUCCGCACAUUCUCAAAAUGAUUGGUUACAUAACCAAUCUGGAGAAACUCGGGUUCUCCUUGCGGAAGGAGCUGGCAACGGACCUGAUCCUGCAGUCGCUCCCUGAGCUGUAUAAGGGUUUUGUCAUGAACUACAUGAUGCAUGAUCUUGACAAACCCCUUCCGGAGCUUCUUAAAAUGCUCCAGACUGCAGAGGAGAACCUUACUAAGGGCAAGGGUGCUUCCAUCCUUAUGGUCCAAGGCGGAAAGGGGAAGCCGAAGAACGGGAUUAAGAUUAAGGCUAGGACGGUCGGAAAGCCUAAAUCGAAGUCCACUUCAUCUGCAACCCAGAAACCCAUAGGAGGAGUUGCAAAGGGCAAAUGUCAUCACUGUGGUAAGGCAGGCCACUGGAGAAGAAACUGCAAGACAUACCUCGCAACCAAGAAGAAGGAAGGUACGACCAUUUCUUCUGAGGUGUAUGUGAAAAGGUAACCAUGCAAGGAUAGGCAGCGGAAUAUAAAAAUUUUAACAUCCUAACAUGACUAUCUUGCCCAGAAUCACGUACUAAAACUUAUAGUAGUAAGAAAUUUGUACCUUUCUUCGUAAGCGGUAAAAACAAAGAAGUCGUAGGAAGAGCGUUGAAAGUGCAAACGUAACCGUUCAAGCGUCCGGUCUCCAACUUUGACACACGAACAACGCCGGAGUCUACCACAAUCUUUAUGCUAGUAAAGAUUAUAGUAGUAUAAAAUAUAAAGAUUAAAAUUGGGAUAAUAAUAAUCUUGUAUAUUUCUUAUAGAAAAUAUUUCUAAUAAUAUUUAGAAAAUAUU